AUGUUUAAUAAAAGUAUAGAAACGACAUAUGCAACUUUAAUCAAUAAGGAUAGAAAUGGAAUAUGCCAUAAUUGUACUAAUGAUGCUAAAUACACUUGUCCAGCAUGUCUAGUAAAGUCAUGUUGUUUAUCUUGUGUAAAAGCUCAUAAGAAAUUAUCUGGGUGCAAUGGAGAUCGUAUCAAAACAUUAACAAGUAAAUUAAUACCUAGAAGUCAAUAUAAUGAAAAUGAAUUAUGGACUGAUUUUAAGUUUCUGGAAGAUACACGUAGAGUAAUAGAUGCAGCUGUGAGAAAUUUACAUAGAGAUAAUGUAAUUUACCCAAGUACAGUAAAAAAAGAUUCAUUGAUUAAGGUAAUAAAAGAUAGUAAUAAACGUGAUAGAACUAGUCCAAUGCCACUUUUAAAAAAAGCUUGUUUAGAUAGAAAAAUAAAAAUUGAAUUUUGCCCAGUUAAAGAUAUGUAUAUUAGAAAAACAAAUACAACAUAUUACAACAAGCAUUUAAAUAUAAUAUACUGGAAAAUUGAAUGUAUAUUUCAAAGUAAAGAUAGUAUAUUAAUUAGUGGAAAUUUCUCUGAAAAGGAUAUGUUAGGAAAUAUAAUAUUAGAUUUAUAUAAAUCUGAAUAUCCACAACUGUUAAAUAAAUUGAAUAUAAAAGAAGAGAGUGAAUUAAUCAAUAUGAUUGAAAAUGAUAAAGUUGAAGUUUUCCUUUCAUCUUUCAAGUCAUCUGUAAAACCUUUUAAAAUGAAUUUAAAUUUUACUUUAGGUGAGAAUUUGUCAGAUCAAACUAUUGUUGAAUAUCCUCGUUUAAAAAUAAUAUUAAGUAAUAAAGAGGAACAUUAA
Messenger RNA from Cryptosporidium muris RN66, 840 nucleotides. RefSeq lists its product as uncharacterized. The coding region runs from base 1 to 840 and encodes 279 amino acids. Gene Ontology annotation, cellular component: nucleus; pre-snoRNP complex. Gene Ontology annotation, biological process: box C/D snoRNP assembly; snoRNA localization; maturation of LSU-rRNA from tricistronic rRNA transcript (SSU-rRNA, 5.8S rRNA, LSU-rRNA). The record is from RefSeq and is a predicted model, not a curated record. The transcript has a single exon. NCBI's taxonomy places the organism in Eukaryota, Apicomplexa, Conoidasida, Eucoccidiorida, Cryptosporidiidae.